Messenger RNA from Blastocystis hominis, 3560 nucleotides. RefSeq lists its product as hypothetical. Gene Ontology annotation, biological process: endocytosis. Bases 1442 to 3535 code for a protein of 697 amino acids. The transcript is spliced from 7 exons. The record is from RefSeq and is a predicted model, not a curated record. Lineage: Eukaryota; Bigyra; Opalinata; Blastocystidae.
UGGAGAGGUCGUGUAUUCUGCGCUGGAUGCCCUGAAUUCUCUUACAGGCUCUUACCUCGUUAAGUUUGUCCACACAAUCGAUAUGGAUCGAAUUGUGCGAAAGUCUCUGAACAACGAUUUCCCCAUGGUCCGCAAGCAGGCGGUGUCUGUGUUUUCUCUGCUGACACUGCGUUGCCUGUGCGCGCUGUCGGGCCUGGCCUUCAAGGAAGAGGCCUUCGAGAAGCUUCGUGACCGAGCGGAGCAGAUCCAGGAGACCUUAACGAAGUGCCGUGAAAUUAUGCGAUGCGUGGCGGAGGCCCUGCGCGACCCGGACGUCCGCGUGGUGGCGGAGUGCUGCAAGUCGCUGUACAUGAUCAUCGAGGAAAACAACUCCCACAUUUACUCCAAAGUGGACGAAGGAUUCAACUACCACACCAGCGAGGAGGCCAAGGAAGUCUCUCUCUCCCUCUCUGCGACUCAUGUCUAGACGCUCACGAUCUCGCCCUCGCUCGUCUGGGACCUGAUUCCCGACGUGGCCGAGCUGCUGCUGGCGCAGACCUACAACAUCGCGUCGCGGAUUCACCAAGCGGGCAGCAUCGAGGCGGCCAACAUGAUCGAAGGCAUCUCCGAAGCGCUGCUGCUGGCCAUGCACUUCAACGAGGCGGCCGGCUACGAAUGGACGCCGCGUGUGAUCCGCUUGGAGCACAUGCGUCAGCCGCAGAACGUGCCCUGCGACGAGGUGGCGUCGUACUGGGUGCGCUUCGUGCUGACUGAGUACCUCACGAAGGGAGAGCCGGAGGCGAUGUACAUGGCCGCGAAGUACACGGUGCUGCUCAGCCGGUACAAGCUGCUCUCCAUCAACAAGCAGGCCUGGGCGUGCUCGGCGUUCGUCGCGCUGAUGCGGAUCAUGCAGUCGCCCUACGGAGUGGUGGGUCGGUUUUGGCGGCAGAGCCUGACGCGCAGAUCCGAAGGGCGUCGCGGAGCUGCUGGUGGAGGCUCUGCAGAACAUCCCGAAGGAGUUGUACUUCCCGAAGGACGACUCGAUCAUCGUGCGUCUGUACGGACAGUUCGGCGUGCCCACGACGCGCGAUCUGAUUCUGAUCAGCUCGGAUCCGAUGGAGAUUCGCAAGGAGCUGUUCCAUGUGCCCACGGUGUCCGUGUGCUACCGAGCCAUCUACACGGUGCGCGUAGGCGAGGCGAGGCGAGCGAGGGUGAGGCGUAGAACGUGCGAGAGCGAAUGCACCUGCUGCUGGCCAUGGCGCGCUCGCUGGUGGUGAGCAUGCUGCGCGAGGGCAACGUGGACUACGUGGAGAAGGUGAUGAAGUCCACGUUCAUUACCAAUAUUUUCAAGCAGAACGACGGCGAUGUGUUCCGUGAAGAGGUUUGAUUUGGUCUUGUAAGGCAUCAUCUCCAGAUCGUUUCUUCGCUUCUGACCGCCGUGGGUGACGAGCGUCCCUCCAACAUGGCGUCCGUGCAGGCGCAUCACACCUGGGUCAAGGUGUCUCUGAACGUGCUUUACUCGUGCUCUGACUGCUUGACCUGGCCCAGUCAGAGCGGCGUGGCGUGCGAGAAGUACCUCAACGCGCUCUACGCGCUAUGCACCUACGUCCAGAACGAGCAGGACUCCAAGAAGGACAAUGCCGAGGCGACCGAGAAGGACAAUAAUGCCGAAGCGGCCGAGAAGGAGGCCGAGAAGGAGGCCGAGGAGGAGGAGGAGGCCAACGAGCUUCUCUACACGCUGCAGCGCAUUCUGAAGCACCUGGUGAUCGCCGUGCUGCCCAACGUGACCGAGUCCUCCGUCCGUCUGCGAACCAUUUGGAUCCUCGCGCAGUUCGUGUCGUCCUACGAGCUGCAGAAGGUGCUGCUCGGCCUGGUGCUCUACCGCCUCACGCAGACGCAGACCGUCGACGAGGAACUGGACCAGCGCUACGCCGCGUUCGAGCACACCUCGCUGGCCACCGUGGGAUCGGUCGUCACGCUCACCAAAACGGCGCGCGGCGAGAACUUGAUGCUGUCCGACCUGCUGCUGCGCUGCGUGCUGCUGAUCGUGAGCGACAACGAAGAGCUGGCGGUGAUCGCGUACAAGGCCAUCCAGAAAUACCUGCAGCGAACCGAUCUGUCGAUCCCUGCGCGCGAGAACGCGCUGCUGAUCCUCGCUCGCAUCUCGCUGUCCCUGCCGGCGUCCAGUCUGCCGACGGGCCCGCUGAUCCAGGACCAGGACCAUCGCCUGGAGCGAAUCUACUCGUUCGUGGGCACGUUCGCGCCGACGCAGGACACGGACUGCGAGAAGCAGUCGAAGAUCCAGAACAUCCACGACCCCGCCGAGUCCUACCGGCAGUCCAUCCAGAACGCGCUGGUCUCCACGGGCGCCGAGGAGGACGAGGCCGUCCAGAAGACGAGCAACAAGCAGAGCUCGCUCAUCUACAAAGCGCCCACGUUCCAUCUGCGCUCCACGCUGUCCGGAGGCUCCGACCCGCUGCUCAUCGUGGGUAGCUUCCGCUCGCAGUCGGAGAACCGCCAGCUGAUUCUGCGCAUGACCAUCUUCAACGCGACGCACAUCAGCAUCAGCGGCGUUUCCGUGUCGGUGGCGGCGCAGGGCGCGCUGUCCAUGUCGUCGCUGCGGCGCGAAGCCUCGUUCGAGAUGCAGGGCACGCUGCUGCCGCGCGCGUCGGUGACCUGGGAAGCGCCGCUGCUGGUGAAUCGCUUCGAGCGCGGCACCGCGCAGCCGCUGGUGACGCUGAAGAAGGGCGAGGAGACGAUCACGCAGCUCAACGGCAGCAUCACGGAGGGCACGGGCGACCUCGUGCUGCCCUACACGCCCAUCCAGAUCAAGUUCACCGACCUGCUUCUCCCCGCGCCCGAGCAUCUGCUGCGCGCCCAGGCCUUCCGCGCGCUCUGGGACCGUCUCGCGCACUUCGUGUUCAUGGACGCGGUGGUGGAGCAGUCCGGCGAGCGCUUCCUCUCCGAGCACCUCGCCUGCGAGCGCAUCCGCGGCCCCGAGGGCGCCAUCGGCUUCGUCGACCUCCCCGAGAUCCCCGCGCCCAACCAGCUGCAGGCGGCCGGACUGUGCCGCACCUGGAACGGCGACUGGCUGGCCUAUUACUGCGUGGGCGCCUACGCGGUGCGGCCCAGCGAGCGACGCGCGGCGAACGACUCGGCGACGGACACCGCGACGGCGGAGGAGCCCACGGUGACGCCGACGCCGCUGGACGAGACGGAGCGCGAGGCGCAGGAGCAGCACGCGGAGUGGAAGGUGCAGUACGAGUUCCGGUCGACGAGCGAGCAGGUGAUCGGAGCGCUGCGCGCGAACUCGCAGCAAUGGCUGGACGAUCUCACGGACGAGCAGGUCACGCUGGUGAAUCUGUACGAGAACUGCACGGAGACGAACUACCAGAGAAUGGAGAGCGUCAUGUUCCCCGGACUGAGCAAUCUCAUGCUCGAGGGAGACAUGGACAUGGAUGAGGUGCUCUACCGAUGGAACUGCCUCAAGCGAAAUCGUAAAAACCGGUAUGUGGAGGCGCAGGAGGAGGAGGCGGAAGGCGCCGAGGAAGAGUAAACUAUGGAGAGAAAGGUGUGUGGGA